AUGCCGGACCUCGACAAGAUCGCGCGGGCCAGCGGCAUGGACCCCGAGACGAUGCGGGGGCACGCGCAGAGGCUGUGGAAGCACAUGGACGAGCUCGCCGAGAAGUCCCCGGACGAGUACAGAUCGUUCCUCGAGAAGCAAGCCGCCAACGCGGGGGUGGACCCGAACAAGGCGUUCGGGCCCGCGGGGGGCGCGGGGGGCACCGGGGCCGACCCGAAAGACAUCGCCGCAGCGGCUGAGGCGCGACGCGCGGCGGCGGCGACGGCGGCGGCGGCGACGGCGCGACGCGACGGCGUCGGCGAGCGCAUGUCGCCGUCGCUCCUGACGAAAGUCGCGGGUCUCUCCUCGAGCUCCUCCGCCCGGGUCGGGGCGGCGACUCGCGACGAGCCACACGCGCUCAUCGAGGAGGUCAACGGGACGGGUGUACGGCACGAGGUCAGGGUGACGCGCGGUGCGGGCGGGGUGCCCGUCGCGGUCGAAGUGACGUGCGUCAUGCCAAUCGGGGUGACGUCGGCGAAGGACGCGGAUGUAACGGUGUCGGGUCGGUACGUGCACGUCGAGUGCGCAGGCGUCGGGGAAAAAACGUGCAUCGCCCUGCCAAUCCCCGUAGACCCGGACGACGUGAGCGCGGUGUUCAAGAAGAAGGAGAGGCGACUGACGCUUCGGCUCACGCCGGCGUCGAGCGAGUGA
Molecule: messenger RNA, 690 nt
Organism: Micromonas commoda
Lineage: Eukaryota; Viridiplantae; Chlorophyta; Mamiellophyceae; Mamiellales; Mamiellaceae
Exons: 1
Coding region: 1-690 (229 amino acids)
Source: RefSeq, a predicted model, not a curated record